Olea europaea var. sylvestris is the source of this 1936-nucleotide messenger RNA. Its product is annotated as protein IQ-DOMAIN 14-like. The record is from RefSeq and is a predicted model, not a curated record. Gene Ontology annotation, molecular function: protein binding. The transcript is spliced from 5 exons. NCBI's taxonomy places the organism in Eukaryota, Viridiplantae, Streptophyta, Magnoliopsida, Lamiales, Oleaceae. Bases 248 to 1633 code for a protein of 461 amino acids.
UUUCCUCUCCAUCACUCCAUAUAUGCUAUGUCAGUGCAAAGAACGUUCAAUUAAUAAAACAGUAAAAAUAUUCUGAUCCAACAAUAAAGACCUUAAUUAUUUCGAAAGCUACUGAUCAUAUAUUAGAUAAAGACAGAACAGGAGAGAAACUGAAGAAAAUCCCUUCUCAUUUGUUGCUUUCUUUCGUUUUCCGAUCCCUUUUUUCUGAUCCAAUCUUACAUAGAAGAAUAGGAAACAGUGAAAGGAAAUGGGGAAGACGAGCAAGUGGAUAAGGAAUUUCUUGACAGGAAAGAAAGAUAAGGAGAAAGAGAAGAAUAACGCAAUUAAUCUGCACAUUUCUUCUGGAAAUGGCAAUCAGCAGCAUCCAACAACUCCUAUAUCAAUCCUGCCGACGACCCCGAAAGAGAAGAGGCGGUGGAGUUUUCGCAGGUCGUCGGCCGCUGCUGCCCCGGGGCAGCAGGAAUCGAAUUCUGGAGACAUUAUUACUGCCACACCAUGUACACAAGCAGCGGCAAUGGAAUUGGAGAGUGAUCCCAAAAAACAUGCGUUGGCUGUGGCCGCGGCCACCGCAGCAGCUGCGGAUGCUGCCGUGGCAGCCGCCAAGGCUGCCGCCGCAAUGAUCCAGCUAACGACUGCUGCCUCUGGGAGAGCAUCUGCUGUUGAAGAGGCUGCUGCAAUCAAGAUUCAGUCUAUUUUUCGUGGGUACUUGGCAAGAAAAGCUUUGAAUGCACUAAAAGGCUUAGUGAAGUUGCAGGCGUUGGUUAGAGGGCAUUUGGUAAGAAAUCAGGCCACUGCUACACUUAAGUGUAUGCAGGCAUUGGUGACUGUUCAAGAAAGAGCUCGAGCCCAAAGAAUCCGAGUGGCUGAAGAAACAACACAAUCCAACAAUCAAAUGCAAUUCAAUCAUAGAAAAUCAACACGAGAGAAUAGAUUUAGGCCCUCAAAUCAAGAUUUUGAAGAGAACAUCAAGAUAGUGGAAAUGGAUCUUGGAGACUCAAGGCCAAGCACAAAGGGUAGAAACAGCUAUUCAAACUAUGGACAAAUAGAGAAAGCCGAGCACAGAAUUCCCAUGCACAACAACGCAUACGCAAAACCCAACCAUAAUCAGAUCUCACCAGCACCCUCAAACAUAACUGAUAUGAGUCCAAAAGCAUGUAGUGGUCAUUUCGAGGAAUACCCAUUCAAUACAGCACAGAGUAGCCCUCAGUGUUACUCGGCCUUCUCCAAACCUGAUCCAUCAAGAAAUCCGUCUCCUCAUCCUCGAUCAGAAUACGCAGAAUCCCUUUACAAUGAGUAUCCAUUUUAUCCAAACUAUAUGGCCAAUACAGAAUCUUCAAGGGCUAAAGUGCGUUCACACAGUGCGCCCAAGCAACGUCCUGUUGAAUCCUUAGAGAGGCAACCGAGCAGGCGCAGACCGUCUCUUGAAGGAAGGAACAUCCCCCGGGCAGUCCGAAUGCAACGAUCAACAUCUCACGUUGGUUCGACUGCUCAGAAUUAUCAUCACCGUUGGUCAGUCAAGCUUGAUAGAUCAGCAGUGUCACUCAAGGACAGUGAGUGUGGAUCAAGCAGCACUGUGCUUACUAACACCAAUUACUGCAGAUCCAUCGUCGGAAUCGAGGUUCAAGGAUACUAAAUACUAAUUUCUUGUUGUUCAACCAAAGCAUAGUUCUGAACUUGAAGUACAAAUGACAAACUUAACAAGAAAAGAUCCGAGGCUGUAUAAGUACUUGUGACAGUUUGUUUUCCCGUUUCUUAUUUGAUUUUUUUUCUUUUUUCGGGGGAGCAUUCUUUUAAAACUCUCUUUAUGUAGAGUGGUGUUGAUUUCUGUAUUCGAUGUGUUUAUGAUCUGAAUGUUGGUGCUUUUAAGGAGAGAUUUUUAAUGGAACUUCAAAUGUAAGCAGUUUUUUCAUAUAAGUUUUAUUGACGUUAGAACUUC